UAGGUGUGUGUGUCGUAGGUACGUAGUCUCGGCUUUCGGUCUCUAAAACAGCUAUUUUACCACAAAUAAAUCCUCUGUAGACGCAAACUAGUUUAUGGGGUAAAUUCUAUGGGUUGUUUGAAUUUUUUCCAAUCAUUAUUGUUAACAUAUAAACCAACUUAAAAGGAGAAAUGACACGACUCUCACCGAUCCAAGUUGUUGCGGCAAUAGGCCUAUGUGUCGUCGCUGCAGUGAACGCCCAACAAGGAGUCGAUAUCUUAUUUCCAUUUGGAUCGGGAGACAUAUCAUUGUCACGUAGUGAUGACGUUUAUUCAGACGUGAUAACUCCGCCGAUAUCCGUUCCUUUCUUUGGUCAGAGUUUCUCUUCUUUGUUUGUGUCCACCAAUGGCUUAAUUUCAUUUGGAGAAGGCACGACUGUGUUCAGUCCUCAGCCCUUUCCAUGGGCUAUUCCAAUUCUUGCAGUCUUUUGGAGCGAUAUGGACAUAUCAGAAACAACGACUGGGAAAGUGACGUACCUUCCAUAUGUUCGGACCUCUGACAAUGAGGUUAUAUUUGAGCGUGGAGAGGCGGUUGUCAGACAAGGAAGUGACCAGUUUGGUUUCAGAGCAUCGUGGAUGUUAAUAGCAACUUGGUACGAAGUUCCAGCCUACAGCACCAACGACAUAACCAUAACUAAUACAUUACAAGCUGUUUUACUGACGGAUGGUGCACAGUCUUUUGUGAUUUAUAAUUACAAAGAGAUAAGAUGGGCAGCGGCAGGACGCCAGCCGUAUGCACAGGUUGGAUACAAUGCUGGCAAUGGUGACACCUACCACAGUGUAGCUGGAUCACUGACAGAUGACAUUGUGAACAUCGACGAGCGUACCAAUAUCGGCACAAGAGGCCGCUGGCUCUUCAGCUUAAUCCACAGCUUGAUCCUUGGUUGCCCUGACGACGUCAUACUUCCUACAAGAUCGACCAAUCCGGUUCUUUAUUCAUGGAUCCCUCCAGUCUUCCUAAAUAAUAGAGGGCCUGUUGAUGUGGAGUUUGAUUGCUCAGCAACCAUUGACAGUGAUUGUCAACAACAAGAUGGAUUCGGAACUUUCUCAGUUGGAGAUACGGAGGUGAUGUACAUUGGAACAGACACGUCUGGAAAUCAGUAUUCCUGUAACUUCACUGUCACAGUCACAGAGGUUGAUCUAGUCUGCCCGUUGAAUGUGACGAUCUCAACUGAUCGUGGCUCGAGUACAGCCAGAGUCAACUGGCAAGAACCAGAUCUAACCGGAUGGGACGAGACAAACUUUACAAAGACCGCCGUUUCUAGAGAGGCGUUUCCAAUUGGUUCACAGAGAGUGACAUAUCAGCAGUGGUUUGGAAUCAACAAUCUGGUUCUGACAUGCUCUUUUGAAGUUGACGUUGUUGAUAAUGAAAAGCCAGUGAUCGACUGUCCUGCUGAUCAAACCAUUAAUACGACAACGGGCCUAGAUACAGGCGAGGCAUUCUGGCCAUCACCAUCUGCAGUUGACAACUCUAAUCUUACUGUUGUACCCACACCCAAUGUGACAAUUGGUACUCCCUUGGACAUUGGUGUACACUUCGUAGAGUAUUCAGCCACUGAUGGCAGUAAUAACACUCAGAUUUGUGUUUUCAUGGUUACAGUGCAAGAUAAUGAAAAGCCAGUGAUCGACUGUCCUGCUGAUCAAACCAUUAAUACGACAACGGGCCUAGAUACAGGCGAGGCAUUCUGGCCAUUACCAUCUGCAGUUGACAACUCUAAUCUUCCUGUUGUACCCACACCCAAUGUGACAAUUGGUACUCUCUUGGAUAUUGGUGUACACUUCGUAGAGUAUUCAGCCACUGAUGACAGUGAUAACACUCAAAUUUGUGUUUUCAUGGUUACUGUGCAAGAUAAUGAAAAGCCAGUGAUCGACUGUCCUGCUGAUCAAACCAUUAAUACGACAACGGGCCUAGAUACAGGCGAGGCAUUCUGGCCAUCACCAUCUGCAGUUGACAACUCUAAUCUUACUGUUGUACCCACACCCAAUGUGACAAUUGGUACUCCCUUGGACAUUGGUGUACACUUCGUAGAGUAUUCAGCCACUGAUGGCAGUAAUAACACUCAGAUUUGUGUUUUCAUGGUUACAGUGCAAGAUAAUGAAAAGCCAGUGAUCGACUGUCCUGCUGAUCAAACCAUUAAUACGACAACGGGCCUAGAUACAGGCGAGGCAUUCUGGCCAUUACCAUCUGCAGUUGACAACUCUAAUCUUCCUGUUGUACCCACACCCAAUGUGACAAUUGGUACUCUCUUGGAUAUUGGUGUACACUUCGUAGAGUAUUCAGCCACUGAUGACAGUGAUAACACUCAAAUUUGUGUUUUCAUGGUUACAGUGCAAGAUAAUGAAAAGCCAGUGAUCGACUGUCCUGCUGAUCAAACCAUUAAUACGACAACGGGCCUAGAUACAGGCGAGGCAUUCUGGCCAUCACCAUCUGCAGUUGACAACUCUAAUCUUCCUGUUGUACCCACACCCAAUGUGACAAUUGGUACUCUCUUGGAUAUUGGUGUACACUUCGUAGAGUAUUCAGCCACUGAUGGCAGUAAUAACACUCAGAUUUGUGUUUUCAUGGUUACAGUGCAAGAUCAAGAGCGCCCAAUGAUCACAUGCCCUGCAAACACCUCCAUUGGAACAGAUGCCCCAUUAGGAACCGCUUCUUUCACUGUACUUGCACCUUUAAGCGUUUCUGACAACUCUGGAGCUUUUUAUGAAGAAAUUGCCUUUGAUGGUACAGUGUACGGCAUCGGUGCGGUGCUGUCCCUACCUCCACAGGAAUUCCCCUACUUGUUUGUGUACUCCGUGAGAGACGCAGUACCUCUGUCCAACGGUUGCAUAUUUCAGCUCACAGUUGUUGAUGAUGAUCCACCCACGCUUACUGGUUGUCCUGAUGCCUUUGCUGUUUGGGUGGGGUCUGCAACCGAAACUGCCCUAAUAAGAUGGACUCCGCCAGUUGCAACAGACAACGUGGGGCUAGCUGGUCCUGCAACCCCUAACAUCCCGCUAAAUAGCCGGUUAAGUCCACCAGGUGCCACUGUUGUCUACACAGCGGUUGACACUGCUGGUCAAAUGGAUACCUGUGAAUUUAUGGUUACAGUUAGUGUUGCUACGACAGGUCUUUUGAGGUACCGAGCUACAGUUAUUAUGAGUUCAAUACGUGGAACAUCGAACUCUACAGAUGCAAUGCUAAUGCAGAACCUUGCUGAUGACCUUGAGGACCUGUUCCGUACCCCGGGUGAUCCUUUUGCGCCCGUACUGGUAACGCUUACUCCAAGGACACAACGACCUUUGGGUAGUAACACCAUUGUGGUGGAGCUGGAACUAACAUUGAUGAUAUCUGGCCUGUCAUCUACUACAGAGAUUGAGCAGGCUUUUGAUGACCACACUCCGUUGAACCAAUUUCCUACUGGCAAUGUUGUUAUUGAAAACACGUUCACUAUAGGUCCUGGUGGCUGCGUUAACAGCGAUGUGUGUAUGAAUGGAGGAACAUGUCGUCCUGGUAGAGCUGGAUCCCAUGUAUGCGAAUGCACAACGGGCUUUACUGGCAUUGACUGCAGUACAGAUAUUGAUGAGUGUGCCAACAGCGAGGCAUGUAUAGAUCAAGGGCUCUCGUGUUACAAUUCUCCUGGCACCUUCAGUUGCGACUGUCCUUUCGGCCAAUGGAGGCCUGGAAAUUCAGGGCGCUGUUCUGAUGGAAAAGUCUUCAGGAACACUAUACUUAUUCUUAGAUUGGAUACUCUGAAAGCUCAGUUUGGGAAUGAUCUUUUGGAUCCAACAUCCAAUAGAUAUGUUCAGCUCCGGAUUCGGAUCGAGAUGGCCGUGUACAAUAUGUUGAUUGUACUCCCAGGAUAUGAUUUUGUUCAGGUCAGAGUCAUCAGCUUCUCAUCUGGCAGUAUCGUCCCAAGCCUGAUUGUAACUGUGGAUCCAAGUUCACCGAGAACCCAACAAGACCUUCAGAAUGAUCUGACUGUAGCCAUUGCGAACAUGGACAACAGUUUGGGUGACGGCAUUAGUGUUGAACCGCAUAGUGCCAACGUUGUUGAAGAGGUAUGCAUGACAGACUUCUGUUGGAACGGAGGAGCAUGUUCAGCCCACCCUACUACAUUUGCAAGCACUUGCAGUUGUCCAAGUGGCUUCAUCGGUCUCCAGUGUCAGACGCCUACAGGAGAUGGUGGCGAUCCCGUAACUGUCGCUCCCCCACCAGGUGGUUUGGCCACUGAGGUUAUUAUCGGCAUCGCUGUCGGAGGUUCACUCCUACUCGCUAUUAUUGUCUUGGGUAUCCUUGGAGUCUGUUUCAUCAUGAGUAGGGCAUCCUCCUCAAGAACGGGACCCUUGUAUGACCCGUAUAAAUACCAGUAUAAUGACAACCACAGGAAGCAGCAAUUACAGCAAAAUGGGGAGCACAAUUACACAAGAGAUGAGAUGGAGUACAGGAUGAAUUUUGGACAGUUUUUUAUUCCAUAUUUUGCGUCAGGAAAUGAUGUCGCGAUGAAUCGAUUGGAAGGAAAUCCUCGGCGACGAGGAGACUCAGAUUACUUCUGAAACCCACCCCCUCCCACCUAAUGACUGACACCAUUGCUCUUUUUUCCAUGUUUCCGUUUCAGUCACAAUAUCAAACUAUAAGUCUCUUGCAUAUGGCGUCACAAAUUGGGGAGGUUGUUUUUACUCAAGGAUGUGGCGUAUGUACUGGUCUAUAUGAGUUGCUCAUAAGAAGCACACUGAUAGUUCUGGGGGUGGAUUUCACAAAGGUAGUCCUAACUUAGGACUAGUCCUAGGCAAUGCUAAGAGAUAGGACUGGUCC
Molecule: messenger RNA, 4830 nt
Organism: Asterias rubens (European starfish)
Lineage: Eukaryota; Metazoa; Echinodermata; Asteroidea; Forcipulatida; Asteriidae
Exons: 25
Coding region: 171-4571 (1466 amino acids)
Biological process (GO): cell-matrix adhesion
Molecular function (GO): calcium ion binding
Source: RefSeq, a predicted model, not a curated record